Messenger RNA from Clarias gariepinus (North African catfish), 5304 nucleotides. RefSeq names its product scavenger receptor cysteine-rich type 1 protein M130-like. Bases 36 to 5210 code for a protein of 1724 amino acids. Lineage: Eukaryota; Metazoa; Chordata; Actinopteri; Siluriformes; Clariidae. Gene Ontology annotation, cellular component: membrane. The record is from RefSeq and is a predicted model, not a curated record. The transcript has 27 exons.
UGGAGGUGAACACAUCGUGUACAGUGAGGAGGGAGAUGGAAAUCUGUCUGACUUUUAUUCUUCUCUCAUCCACACUCACACUCACAGCAGCUGACAGUGUGAGGUUGGUGAAUGGUGGAAGUCGCUGUGCUGGCAGAGUUGAGGUUCUUCAUGAUGGACAGUGGGGAACAGUGUGUGGUUCUGCCUGGGAUAUAAAAGAUGCUGCAGUGGUGUGUAGGCAGUUGCAGUGCGGGGAGCCUAUAGAUGUGCGGUAUAAUUCCUAUUUUGGACCAGGGUUGGGACCAAUCUGGAUAUAUGACUUGAACUGUAGUGGAUUUGAAUGGACACUUCACAACUGUAGUUCACAAGAGGGACAUUACUGUGAUCAUGCUAAUAAAGCUGGAGUCGUCUGCUCAGGUGAAAAUGUCAGACUCAGUGCUGGUCCUCACCGGUGCUCUGGGAGAGUGGAGGUGUAUCAUGGAGGUUCCUGGGCCACAGUGUGUGAUGCUGACUUUGACCAGCAGGAUGCAGAGGUUGUGUGUCGAGAGCUGGGCUGUGGGAUUCCUGUGAAGGUGCUGGGAUCAGCUGCUUUUGGCCCAGGGGAGGGUCAGGUGUGGACAGAGGAGCUUCAGUGUAGAGGAAAUGAAUCUGACAUUACCUUCUGUUCAACAUCAUCUUCACUCAAACACUCACACUGCUCCCAUGACAACGACAUAGCAUUAAUAUGUUCUGGCACUGUGAGGUUGGUGAAUGGUGGAAGUCGAUGUGUUGGGAGAGUGGAGGUUCUUCAUGAUGGACAGUGGGGAACAGUGUGUAACGAUUACUGGGAAUUAAGAGAAGCUGCAGUGGUGUGUAGAGAGCUGCACUGUGGGGAGCCUGUAAAUGUGCGAUAUUUUGCUCACUUUGGAGAAGGAUCAGGACCAAUCUGGAUGAAUAAUGUUGGCUGUAGUGGAUCAGAGCCGACACUGAAGAACUGUAGCUCAGCAGAGUGGGGAAAAAAUUAUUGUAGUCAUCGUGGUGAUGCUGGAGUCACCUGCUCAGGUAAAUUGGUUUUAAUAGCUGGUCAUCAUCUGUGCUCUGGGAGAGUGGAGGUGCUUCAUGGAAGUUCCUGGUCCACAGUGUGUGAUGCUGACUUUGACCAGCAGGAUGCAGAGGUUGUGUGUCGAGAACUGGGCUGUGGGAUUCCUGUGAAGGUGCUGGGAUCAGCUGCUUUUGGCCGAGGGGACGGUCAGGUGUGGACAGAGGAGCUUCAGUGUAGAGGAAAUGAGUCUCAGAUUGCCUUCUGUCCAUCAUCUUCACUCAAACACUCAUACUGCUCCCAUGAUGACGAUGUGGGAAUAAUAUGUCACACAGAGGCGAGGCUGGUGAACGGACUAGACUCCUGUUCUGGUCGAGUGGAGCUCCAGUACCUCAGUGACUGGGGUACAGUUUGUACUAUGAACUGGGAUAAGAGAGCUGCAGAUGUUCUCUGUGCACAGCUAGAUUGUGGGAGUGCUGUAGCUGUGGUGGGGGUGGACUGGUUUGGAGAGGGGAGUGGCCACAUCUGGGCUGAUGUGUUUGAUUGUCAGGGCAAUGAGACACACCUAUCACAAUGUGGCAUCUCAUCAUGGAAUCGAGCUGCAUGCUCUCAUAACUACGAUGCUGGAGUCAUCUGUAAUGCCCCCAGGUCCAUCAGGCUGGUUGGUUCUGGGGGAGACUGUGCAGGAAGGCUGGAGGUUUUCCACAGUGGCUCGUGGGGGACAGUGUGUGAUGACUCGUGGGAUAUUGAGGAUGCACAGGUGGUGUGCAGACAGCUGCAGUGUGGAGUGCCCCUCAGUACCCACAUACCAGCCUGGUUUGGUCCUGGAACUGGGUCCAUAUGGCUGAAUGAGGUGGAGUGUGAGGGGAACGAGACGUCCCUGUGGAACUGCAGAUCUCAGCUGUGUGAAGAGGGGGAAUGUGGACACCAGGAGGACGUAGGAGUCAUGUGCUCAGGUACAGUGCUGAGUGGAGGAAAGGGAAGCUGCUCUGGGAGGUUGGAGGUGUAUCAUAACGCUACGUGGGGCUCCGUUUGUGAUGAUCAGUGGAACAUCAGGAACGCUCAGGUGGUGUGCAGACAGCUGGGCUGUGGCUCGGCGCUGAGUGCUGAUAGGAAUGUUAGCUUUGGUUCUGGUGAAGGGACUAUCUGGCUGAACAGAGUGAAGUGUCGAGGGGAUGAGAUUCACCUGUGGGACUGUCAUCAUUCCCUGAAGAAACACACUGACUGCUCUCAUGCUGAAUGUGUGUAUCUGCUCUGUGCAGACAGUGUGAGGUUGGUGGAUGGUGGAAGUCGCUGUGCUGGGAGAGUGGAGGUUCAUCAGGAGGGACAGUGGGGAACAGUGUGUCAUGAUUACUGGGAUAUGAACGAUGCUGCAGUGGUGUGUAGAGAGCUGCACUGUGGGGAGGCUGUAGAUGUGCAUAAGGAUGCUCACUUUGGACCAGGAUCAGGACCAAUCUGGAUGAUUAAUGUGGACUGUAGUGGAUCAGAGUCGACACUGAAGAGCUGUAGGUCUGGUGGUAGAGGGGAAGGUUACUGUGAUCAUGAUGGUGAUGCUGGAGUCACCUGCUCAGGUCACAGAAUGUCGAGACUCAGUGCUGGUCCUCACCAGUGCUCUGGGAGAGUGGAGGUGUAUCAGGGAGGUUCCUGGUCCACAGUGUGUGAUGCUGACUUUGACCAGCAGGAUGCAGAGGUUGUGUGUCGAGAGCUGGGCUGUGGGAUUCCUGUGAAGGUGCUGGGAUCAGCUGCUUUUGGCCGAGGGGAGGAUCAGAUGUGGACAGAGGAGCUUCAGUGUAGAGGAAAUGAAUCUGACAUUACCUUCUGUACAACAAUAUCUUCACCAAAACACUCAAACUGCUCCCAUGACAAUGAUGUGGGAUUAAUAUGUUCUGGUCACACAGAGGCGCGGCUGGUGAACGGUUCUGACUCCUGUUCUGGUCGAGUGGAGCUCCAGUACCUCAGUGACUGGGGCACAGUUUGUGCUGUAACCUGGGAUAUGAGAGCUGCAGAUGUUCUCUGUGCACAGCUGGAUUGUGGGAGUGCUGUGGCUGUGGUGGGGGUGGACUGGUUUGGGGAGGGGAGUGGCCACAUCUGGGCUGAUGUGUUUGAUUGUCAGGGGAAUGAGACACACCUAUCACAAUGUGGCGUCUCAUCAUGGAGUCGAGCUGCAUGCUCUCAUAAACACGAUGCUGGAGUCAUCUGUAAUGGAUCAUCCAUGGCGUUUCAUGAGGGGCGAGUGCGGUUGUCUGGAGGGAGCGAGUGUCAGGGGGAGGUGGAGAUUUAUUUCAGGCAGGACUGGAGGAGAGUUCUCCUGGACUCGUGGAGUCUGUCUGAGGCGUCUGUGCUCUGCAGACAGCUGGGCUGUGGCUCUGUGCUGAACUACCGCUCCUCUCCAUCCACCACUGAACACAAACACAUGUGUGUAACGGGUUUCAGCUGCUCUGGGAGUGAAGCUCAUCUGGGGAACUGCAGCAGUGCACAACCUGUCAACUGCAGCUCCGGGGAACAGCUGUACAUCACCUGCUCAGGUAUCUUGAACCGUGCCAUCAGCUCCAUCAGGCUGGUUGGUUCUGGGGGAGACUGUGCAGGAAGACUGGAGGUUUUCCACAGUGGCUCGUGGGGAACAGUGUGUGAUGAUUCGUGGGAUAUUGAGGAUGCGCAGGUGGUGUGCAGACAGCUGCAGUGUGGAGUGGCCCUCAGUACCCACAUACCAGCCUGGUUUGGUCCUGGAACUGGGUCCAUAUGGCUGAAUGAGGUGGAGUGUGAGGGGAACGAGACGUCCCUGUGGAACUGCAGAUCUCAGCUGUGUGAAGAGGGGGAAUGUGGACACCAGGAGGACGUAGGAGUCGUGUGCUCAGAGUUUAAAGAGAUACGACUCACAGAGGGCUGUAAGGGGAAUCUGGAAGUGUUCUACAAUGGAACCUGGGGUAAUGUGUGUCACAAUCAGAUGGAUGAUGAGACAGUAAACAUAGUGUGUCAAGAGCUGAACUGUGGAAGGCGUGGGAGUCAGUCAAACACUAAAGCAAGAGUCAAAUCUGCUCCUAACUGGCUGGAUUAUCUGAAGUGUAGGAAACACGACUCUAAUCUGUGGCAGUGUCCAUCUUCACCCUGGGGACAGAACAGAUGUGAUAAUAGUGAUGAAGUGGCUCAUAUUACCUGCACAGAUGAUGAAGAGUCUCUACAUACACAAGAAAAGUGCUCUUCACUUCCCUCUCAGAAACACUGCUCAAAGCACUGGUCUCUCAGGCUGAGUGGAGGAAAGGGAAGCUGCUCUGGGAGGUUGGAGGUGUAUCAUAACGCUACGUGGGGCUCCGUUUGUGAUGAUCAGUGGAACAUCAGGAACGCUCAGGUGGUGUGCAGACAGCUGGGCUGUGGCUCGGCGCUGAGUGCUGAUAGGAAUGUUAGCUUUGGUCCUGGUAAAGGGACUAUCUGGCUGAACAGAGUGAAGUGUCGAGGGGAUGAGAUUCACCUGUGGGACUGUCAUCAUUCCCUGAAGAAACACACUGACUGCUCUCAUGCUGAAGUCACCUGUGCAGGUCAGAGGGACACAUCCACAGUGUCCACUACUACAUCCACCACCACCACCACCACCACCACCACCACCACAUCAGGCGCUUCAAAUACCCCACCCACCCCUCCACUGGUUCUCCUUGUGUUGGGAAUGCUGCUCUUCCUGGCCUUAGUGCUUCUGGUGGUACUGUUUUACCAGAACAGAGUGCUCAGGAGAGUUGUCUCUAAGACGAGGCGUAAGACUCAGCCUGAGGCAGUCUAUGAGGAGAUCAACCACAGAUACAUCACUAGAAGAAUCACGAGCUCCACUCAAAGAGGAAGUCUCCUCUCUGAAGAACAGCAUUCUGGGUAUGAGCAUGUGGAUGAUGAGCUUCUCUCAGUAAAGUCUGGGAUUGGAGAAAAGGCUGAGUAUUAUGAUGAUGUCAUCGACACCAGUGACUUCAUAAGUGAUACAGGAAGAGUUGAGCCACCAGAGGACUACGAUGAUGCCGUCACUGCUGGACCCAUCGCUGAUAACGUGGAGGAGGAUGAAGCUGAGAAUUAUGAUGAGGCCAUUACAGCUGAUCAGAAGUCAGUUAUACUGACAGAGGACGUGUCCGAGAACUAUGAUGAUGCAGUUACGGCUGAAACAAACACAAACAUCACCACAGUAAAGCUCCAGCAGGCGACUUCAUCAGCUCUCACCUCCAUAUCUCAGUGGUUAUAGUGGAGUCUCUGGCUAGUAGCUUUCACACACUAAUGGGAAAAUGCACCGUUCCUAUUGGUUAAUCCUUUUUCUCACUACAGCAGCUGGUAGACAA